This is a messenger RNA of Drosophila willistoni, 5148 nucleotides long. RefSeq names its product DNA topoisomerase 2 (gene Top2). The coding region runs from base 251 to 4612 and encodes 1453 amino acids. The transcript is spliced from 4 exons. Gene Ontology annotation, biological process: sister chromatid segregation; DNA topological change; resolution of meiotic recombination intermediates. Gene Ontology annotation, molecular function: DNA binding; ATP binding; DNA topoisomerase type II (double strand cut, ATP-hydrolyzing) activity. Gene Ontology annotation, cellular component: nucleus. NCBI's taxonomy places the organism in Eukaryota, Metazoa, Arthropoda, Insecta, Diptera, Drosophilidae. The record is from RefSeq and is a predicted model, not a curated record.
GUGUGGGUGUUUUUUUUUUACUUAAGAGUUAGGCUAGUAGAAAAAAUAAUAGCAAGAAGCCAACUGAAACGCUAGCUUUUGCAUUUCAACUCGUGUAUAAGUAUUUAGCGAGUUGUUGCAGUGCGGCGUCUUCAACUUGCAAAAAAUUUCAGCGCUUCUUGUGCCGCGUUUAGUUUUGCGUCGGCAACUAAAACUAUACAACAAAAAAACUGUACAUUUUAUCUCUAAGCUUAACGAAAGUAGUGACAGAAUGGAAAACGGUAGCGGAAAAUCUGGUGGAAUGUCCAUCGAGCAGAUGUAUCAGAAGAAGACCCAAUUGGAGCAUAUUCUACUACGUCCCGAUUCGUAUAUUGGCUCCGUUGAGUAUACCAAAGAGCUAAUGUGGGUCUAUGAUUUCGAAAACAAUCGUAUGGUGCAACGUGAGAUCUCUUUUGUGCCAGGACUCUAUAAAAUAUUCGAUGAGAUCCUUGUAAAUGCGGCCGAUAAUAAGCAGCGCGAUAAGUCAAUGAACGCGAUUAAGAUUGAUAUUGAUGCCGAGAAGAAUGUCAUCUCCAUAUGGAAUAAUGGUCAGGGUAUACCAGUAACUAUGCACAAGGAGCAAAAAAUGUAUGUACCGACAAUGAUCUUUGGUCAUUUGUUGACCUCCUCAAAUUACAAUGAUGAUGAGAAGAAAGUAACUGGUGGACGUAAUGGUUAUGGAGCGAAACUCUGCAAUAUAUUCUCCACAUCUUUCACUUUGGAGACAGCCACCAAGCAGUAUAAGAAAUCCUUUCAACAAACAUGGGCCAACAACAUGGGCAAAGCAUCCGAGGCAAAUAUUAAAGAUUUUAAUGGCACUGAUUUUACCAGGAUCACCUUCAGUCCAGAUUUGUCUAAAUUCAAGAUGGAAAAAUUGGAUGAGGAUAUUGUGGCACUAAUGUCGCGUCGUGCAUUUGAUGUGGCUGCCUCAACAAAAGGCGUCUCCGUGUUCCUUAAUGGCAAUAAGUUGUCUGUGAAAAAUUUCAAGGAUUACAUUGAUUUGCAUAUUAAGAAUCAGGACAGUGAUUCGGGUCAGCCAAUUAAGGUGGUCUACGAGGCCUGCGGUGAACGUUGGGAGGUGGCCUGUUGCCCCUCGGAUCGCGGCUUCCAGCAGGUUUCGUUUGUCAACUCGAUUGCCACCUACAAGGGUGGACGGCAUGUUGAUCAUGUGGUCGAUGGUGUAAUCAAGCAGUUAAUUGAAGUUCUCAAAAAGAAAAAUAAAGGUGGCAUUAACAUCAAGCCCUUCCAAGUGCGCAAUCAUCUCUGGAUCUUUGUCAAUUGUCUUAUCGAGAAUCCCACAUUUGAUUCUCAGACGAAGGAGAACAUGACUUUGCAGGCGAAAAGUUUUGGCUCCAAAUGUACAUUGUCUGAGAAAUUCAUUGCCAAUGUAUCGAAAUCGGGCAUAGUUGAAUCUGUAUUGGCUUGGGCUAAAUUUAAGGCCCAAAAUGAUAUAGCCAAAACGGGUGGCAGAAAAUCUGGCAAAAUUAAGGGUAUACCCAAGCUGGAAGACGCAAACGAGGCUGGUGGCAAAAAUUCCAUUCAAUGUACUCUCAUCCUUACCGAGGGAGACUCAGCCAAAUCGUUGGCUGUCUCUGGUUUGGGUGUAAUUGGUCGCAAUUAUUAUGGAGUUUUCCCGCUGCGCGGUAAACUUCUCAAUGUGCGAGAGGCGAACUUCAAACAGCUCACAGAAAAUGCUGAAAUUAAUAAUCUCUGCAAGAUUAUUGGAUUGCAGUAUAAGAAGAAAUAUUUAACCGAGGAUGAUUUAAAAACAUUACGUUAUGGCAAAGUCAUGAUAAUGACAGAUCAGGAUCAGGAUGGCUCUCACAUCAAGGGAUUGCUAAUCAAUUUCAUACACACCAAUUGGCCGGAACUGUUGCGUCUGCCCUUCCUUGAAGAGUUCAUUACACCCAUUGUGAAGGCGACCAAGAAGAAUGAGGAACUCUCAUUCUAUUCAUUGCCAGAAUUCGAAGAAUGGAAGAUGGAUACACCGAAUCAUGCAACCUACCAUAUAAAGUACUAUAAGGGUUUGGGUACUUCAACCUCUAAGGAAGCUAAGGAGUAUUUCCAAGAUAUGGAACGCCAUCGCAUACUGUUCAAGUACGAUGGCCAAGCGGAUGAUGAUAACAUUGUGAUGGCAUUCUCGAAGAAGCAUGUCGAUUCUCGUAAAACCUGGCUCACCAAUCACAUGGACGAGGUGAAGCGACGCAAACAACUAAAUCUACCCGAACGAUAUCUCUACACGAAGGGCACAAAGCAUAUCACCUACUCGGAUUUCAUCAAUCUUGAAUUGGUUCUAUUCUCGAAUUCCGAUAACGAACGCUCCAUACCCAGUCUAGUGGAUGGCCUAAAGCCUGGUCAGCGCAAAGUGAUGUUCACUUGCUUUAAAAGGAAUGAUAAACGCGAGGUUAAGGUUGCUCAAUUAUCGGGCUCAGUAGCCGAAAUGUCUGCCUAUCAUCACGGUGAAGUUUCCCUGCAAAUGACCAUUGUGAAUCUCGCCCAGAAUUAUGUCGGCUCGAAUAACAUUAAUUUGCUUGAGCCCAGAGGUCAGUUCGGUACCCGUUUGACUGGUGGCAAGGAUUGUGCCAGCGCUCGUUAUAUUUUCACACUGAUGUCGCCGCUUACUCGUCUAAUUUAUCAUCCACUUGAUGAUCCAUUGCUAGACUACCAGACCGAUGAUGGUCAACGCAUUGAGCCUUUGUGGUAUUUGCCAAUUAUUCCAAUGGUUUUGGUCAAUGGCGCCGAGGGCAUUGGCACCGGUUGGUCCACCAAAAUAGCCAACCAUAAUCCACGCGAAAUUAUUAGAAAUCUGCGACGUAUGAUCAAUAGUGAGGAUCCAUUGCCAAUGCACCCAUGGUAUAAGAACUUCAGGGGACGCAUUGAAUAUGUCUCUGAUGGUCGAUAUGUUCACACAGGCAACAUUCAAAUGUUGCCCGGCGAUCGCAUUGAAAUCACUGAAUUGCCUCUGGGCGUUUGGACGCAAACCUACAAGGAAAACGUUCUCGAAGUCCUUUCGAAUGGCACAGAUAAGGUAAAGGCAGUUGUCUCCGAAUAUCGCGAAUAUCACACAGAUACCACAGUUCGAUUUGUUGUCUCUUUCGCUCCGGGUGAAUUUAAUCGUCUCCGUUCGGAAGAAGGAGGAUUCUAUCGUGUAUUUAAACUGACGUCCUCAUUGUCGACCAAUCAAAUGCACGCAUUCGAUCAAAGCAAUUGCCUGCGUCGAUUCCCAUCAUCAAUAGACAUCUUGAAGGAGUUUUACACACUUCGUGUGGAGUAUUAUUGCCGUCGAAAGGAUUAUUUGGUGGGUCAGUUGACAGCACAGGCGGAUCGUCUUAGCGAUCAGGCGCGAUUCAUUCUCGAGAAAUGCGAAAAGACUUUGGUAGUGGAGAACAAACAGCGCAAGGCUAUGUGUGAGGAGCUAGCUAAGCGUGGCUACCGCCCAGAUCCAGUGAAGGAGUGGCAGCGCAGCAUUAAAUUAGAAGAUGCUGAAAAGGACGAGGAAGAGGAUGAGGGAGAAGAGGCUGGCGAGGCUGCAGCCAGCGGUAGCAAAAAGGUCAAAAAGGAAGUUGAUCCCGAAAAGGCGUUUAAGAAGCUAACAGAUGUCAAGAAAUUCGAUUAUCUACUGGGCAUGUCCAUGUGGAUGCUUACCGAGGAAAAGAAGAAUGAAUUACUGAAGCAGCGUGACUCCAAAUUAAGUGAGCUUGAUAAUCUAAUGAAGAAGACACCACAAUUGCUUUGGCUCGACGAUCUAGAUGCUUUAGAAGAUAAGCUGAACGAAGUGGAGGAGAAAGAGCGCCUCGAGGAACAGGGCAUCAAUCUGAAGACGGCCAAGGCCUUGAAAUCACAAAAGGGUGCUGCCGGUUCUAAAGGUCGUAAGGCCAAGUCAGCUGCUGGAUCUGGUGCUACUGGUGACGUCUUCCCUGAUCCCGAGGGUGAGCAUGUUGAAUUUAAGGUAACCGAGGAGAUCAUUAAAAAAAUGCAAGCCGCGGCGAAAGCAACUCUCAAAGAGCCCAAGGAACCUAAAGUUAAGAAGGAAGCAGCACCAAAGGGUAAGCCCAAAUCCGAAGAAAUGGACGAAUUUGAUGCGCUCGUCGAAGGUGGUGCAAAGACCUCACCAAAGGCUGGCAAAAAAGCAGCAGCAGUGAAGAAGGAACCGGCAGAAAAGAAACCCCGUCAAAAGAAGGAGAACGGUGAUGGUAUGAAGCAGUCGAAGCUCGACUUUACCAAGGGUAAAAGAAAAAAUGCCAAUUCAGAUGAUGAUGAAGACAUGGAAGUGGUGGAUGUAGCUCCACGUGCCGAACGUCCUGGACGUCGUGCUGCAUCCAAAAAGAUUGAUUACUCCUUCCUUAUAUCCGACGAGGAAGGCGAAGGCGGUGGAGCUGAGAAAACGGCUAGCGAUGAAGAAGCCAGUGGUCCGGAGAAUACCGAAGAGGAUACACCAGUAAAGGUAGCAGGAAAGCGUCAACGUGACGAUGAAAGCAGUGGAGGAGCUAAGAAAAAGGCUCCAGCCAAAAAGAAGCGUGUUAUCGUAGAAAGCGAUGACGACGAUGAUGCUGUUGAUCUUGAUGAUGAUGAUGAUGAUGAUUCAGACUAUUAGAUUGAGGGCCACUCUAUAUAUAUUUACAAAUAUAUAUACAUAUAUACGGUUAAUCCAUAUAAAGAUUGUCAAGUAUUUAAAAAAACAAAUCAUGAUGAUAGUGAGGGAGUGAAAAGCUAAUUCGAAAGUAGAUUUAACUUCAUACAGUAGUUUAUAAUUAUACUGAUACAAAAAUACGACACAUUAAUCGAGAAGUAUAACCAAAUUGAGGAUUCGCGUAUUAACUGGUUUUUCAUUUUUAUAUGGUUGAAAUUUUUAAUUCCAUUUUUUAUUUUCUGUUUGAUUUUCAAAAACGAAUAAUGAUACAACACAAGUAAAUCCUACAUACUACACAUACAUAGACUUCGCUACAUUCUUUCACUUGUAGCUGAUCUCUGAUGCCAAUUCUCAGAGCCAGCGCGAUGAUCCACCCACAGCAACAACAACAACAAACCACUACAUACAUAUACUAAUUAAUGUUUUAAAUUGUUUCAUAAACAUAGUAUGUAGUUUUCAUAAAUAAAAAUCUUUUUAUGUAAAUAAACUCUUGACGUACA